AUGACGAACAAAUCCUACCUCGCAUUCCUCGAGCACUCGACUGCAGUCAUGCUCGUAAGAGCAAAGGUCCCCGGCUUGUCGCAGCUGCCCAGCUUCAUUCCACAUCGUGUGCGCAGAAAAUGGCGGGCCACCCGCUCGCGCAUCCGCAGCAGACAGUCUCCCACGUCAUCCAUCGCCUCCCUCGAAACCUCCUUCUCCCCCGCCGACACCCUGCGCUCGCUGCGGACCCAUCCGUGGUCCAUAUACGAUGGCCAGUACCUAAUACUAGCCAUUGUGGCCAUCUUCUCGCUGUCCGUCAUGGAAUCUCCAGGGCCCUUUGCGAAGACCUUCGUCGCCGCGCUGCUCAUGUUGGGCCUCGUGUUGCCAGCCAUACGACAAUUCCUCCUCCCAUUUCUCCCCGCAUUAACCUGGAUGCUCCUAUUUUACUGUUGCAAAUUUAUAUCCAGCGACUAUCGGCCUUCGAUUUGGGUCCGUGUUCUUCCUGCGCUCGAAAAUAUCCUGUAUGGCGCCAACCUGAGCAAUAUUCUGUCCGCGCAUAAGCACGUCGUUUUGGAUCUUCUGGCUUGGAUACCGUACGGCAUUGUGCACUAUGUCUCUCCCAUUAUCGUCAGCGCGUGCAUGUUUCUCUGGGGCCCGCCCGGAACACUUCCGAUCUGGGCUCGAGCAUUCGGAUACAUGAACUUGGCGGGCGUGAUCAUCCAGCUCGUUUUCCCGUGUUCUCCGCCAUGGUAUGAGAACCUCUAUGGCCUGGCGCCUGCAAAUUACUCUAUGCCGGGCGAUGCCGCGGGGUUGAAGGCCAUCGACAAGCUACUUGGCGUAGAUCUGUAUACCUCCACAUUCCAUGCAUCGCCAAUGGUUUUCGGCGCAUUCCCAUCGCUACACUCCGGUUGGGCCACACUCGAGACUCUGUUCAUGGGACACGUCUUCCCUAAACUGUUCCCGUUCUACGUUGCAUACACCAUGUGGCUGUGGUGGUCUACCAUGUACUUCUCGCACCAUUAUGCUGUAGACCUUGCUGCGGGCAGUCUUCUUGCUGGCAUUGCAUAUUUCUGGGCAAGAGCCAAGUUCCUUCCUCGCGCACAACCUGAUAAAGAGUUCCGUUGGGAUUACGACUAUGUCGAGAUCGGCGAUCCUCAAGACGGCUCAAGUUAUGGGAUGUUGGACAUAUACGAAGAAUUCCAUCCACAAUCCGAUAGCGAUGAAUGGACCGUUGGGUCCUCGUCCUCCGCAUCGUACUCAUCUGGGGGCAGGAGUCCAUCUACAGGAUCUCGAUCACCUGUGGACGACGCUCAAAGCCUCUGGGAAGGCGACACUCUUGCAUCCGACCAUGAGCACGAGCUCCGAUAG
Lindgomyces ingoldianus is the source of this 1347-nucleotide messenger RNA. RefSeq names its product aureobasidin resistance protein Aur1. Lineage: Eukaryota; Fungi; Ascomycota; Dothideomycetes; Pleosporales; Lindgomycetaceae. The transcript is spliced from 3 exons. The coding region runs from base 1 to 1347 and encodes 448 amino acids. Gene Ontology annotation, molecular function: inositol phosphoceramide synthase activity. Gene Ontology annotation, biological process: inositol phosphoceramide metabolic process; sphingolipid biosynthetic process. Gene Ontology annotation, cellular component: inositol phosphoceramide synthase complex. The record is from RefSeq and is a predicted model, not a curated record.